Molecule: messenger RNA, 1181 nt
Organism: Plasmodium vivax (malaria parasite P. vivax)
Lineage: Eukaryota; Apicomplexa; Aconoidasida; Haemosporida; Plasmodiidae
Exons: 1
Coding region: 306-1181 (291 amino acids)
Source: RefSeq, a predicted model, not a curated record
GCAUUGGGGGAAGUUAAAAAGGAUAGGAAGUAAAAUAAGACGAAGUAAAAGUGAAGCGGAAAUUUACCGAAAAAUUGCUCCCCUUUGAGAUGCGGUGUUUUAUGGCGCGGGGGAGGGACGAAUGACUCCACGCGUGGGGGAAGCUCACCGGGUGGAAGCGCAGAUUUGUCAGUUAGCUCUUUUUUCCUUUUUUUGGGGACCGUAGCGUUAAGUGAAGUUCGAUCGACGGGGCGAUCACUCUGUGCGUCCCACACGGCUGCCGCUCUCUCCCCACUCACGAACGUUUGCCCCUCACUAAGCAACAAAUGAAUAGACCGCACGGCGAACGGACUGGCGGGAGGAAAGGGGGGUUGUUCCUAACCUGCGCGGAUAUAAACAAACAGGAGAUGAGGAAAAUCAUAAUCAUCAGUGAUAGGAAGACGCAGAGAAGGACGCUCAUGAAAAAAUUGAACAUCCAUUUUAGGAGCAAAGAUGAACUAGCCAGGAGGGGGCAGAGCAAAAAGGCUAAGCUGGCAAUUGAUGACUUCCUACCAGUUGGUUUAAAUGGUGAGGUGGUGGAGGAAACGCCGUCUGAGCAACGUAAUGUUGGCAGUUUGGAAGGAGAGCAUCCCCCGUGUGGUGCGCCAAAAGGGGUCACAUCUCACAGUGAUAGACGCGAGUGUGACUCUUGCGAUGUGUACAGUAUAAACCUGAUGAGAAGGAAAAAAAUGAAAAAAAUUAUAAAGGACCUUUUCUAUAACACCUUGACGUACUGCAUCAGCAAAAAUAUUUCUGUCGUGGAGAUAUCAACCUUCCUGUCAAUUUUUAAGCACAUUUUUUUUAAAUUAGUAAAUGGGGGAGGCCACGUCGUGGACCUUUUUGCAGAAUUCAAAAAGGUCAUGCUGCAACAUUCUGUUAACAGGUCGCCAAGUUGCGUUAAAAUAUUUUCCUACUCCUCUCUGAGGCUAUUAAUGAAGUACGCCUUAAAUACUUUUUUCAGAAAUUUUUUUUUUUAUAAAUUUAUUUUUGUCCCAAUUUAUGAUACGCAUUUUGCGGGGGGGGUUGACCACUUGGAGGGGGUCGAUGACUUCGGACGGCUCGAAACGGAUGAUGAGGUCGGCUUCGACGAAGAGGCUGCCGUCUGCAGUUUGGACACGCCCUCCGGCGGGGACUACGUCAGGAGGUUGCUAACCCGUACGUGA